Camelus dromedarius (Arabian camel) is the source of this 9451-nucleotide messenger RNA. It is a transcript of the gene RIPOR1, whose product is annotated as RHO family interacting cell polarization regulator 1. NCBI's taxonomy places the organism in Eukaryota, Metazoa, Chordata, Mammalia, Artiodactyla, Camelidae. The record is from RefSeq and is a predicted model, not a curated record. The transcript has 22 exons. Gene Ontology annotation, cellular component: cytoplasm. Bases 5206 to 9132 code for a protein of 1308 amino acids.
GUAGGGCGGGGCUGGACCAGGGACUCCCGGGAAAGCGCCUGGCCUGGCAUACCACUGAGCUGGGCAGCACAGGUGGCAGGACCUCCUGUCCCACACAAGUGCACCAGUUUUGGCGAAUAGAGGGUAUUUGGCGAGUAGAGGGAUCCCCUGGGAUCUGGGGCCACGCAGGCAGCCAGACUACCAUUCCCAGCUGCCAGCGAGCUGGCUAUGCUGCAGACCCCAUCUCCCUUGAGACCUGGGUUCUUUCCCAUGUUGGGAACAGACUUAAGGGCUGUCAUGAGUCCAGAGAGUCCCCCGCCUCUUAUAAGCUAGCCGCCCCCUUCCAGUUGAGGUGGACCCACUCCCUUAGCUCAAGGGGUUCAUCUCUUUCCCUUCCCCCACCACCAGCAGGGGAGAUCCGGCCUGUCCACCCCAUGGAAUUGUCACUCAGAUGAAUAUUCUGAUGGUCAUUUGGACCAACAGUUAUAUAGCCUGAUCCCUGUGGCAGAACCUCAGUCAGAGAAAGAAAAUUGAUGAAACAGUCAGCCUACUUUGAGUCCAGCCCACCCCCUCAGUUCUAAAAUACCAGGGAAACCCAACUCUGCCCCUUCCCCAGGGAGCAGAACCUCACUUGCUGAUAUAUUCAGAAAGUAAGGAAGGGAAAGGGAAAAUUAUAUGUGAGUUAGGGGAAUUGGGGUGGACACAGACUUGAAAUCUCCAACAGCUCAGGAUCGACCUGUGUAAGGGCAGCCUAGUUCACUCUGCUCCCCACUCAUACUCAGCUCCUGCUCUCCAUUGCUUUAGUGCAGGGUGCAGAGGGUACAGUAGUGAGCAAAAGCAGACAGGCCUCAGCCCCCAGAGCUUACUGUCGUUGGAAGACCGACCUUAAAGGAGAACUGACAACUGAGUUAUAUGGCCUCAGGGAUCAGAGAGAGGAAGCUACCAGGUGAGGCGCCUAAAAGCAGGCUUCCUGGAGGAAGAAGUUAUAGGGUAAGACUUGAAAAGAGAGAGGGGUUGUUCAGGCUGAGAAUAAUGGGAAGAGGGUAUAGGAGCAAGGGGACUGCUGCUUAAAUGCUGAAGAGCCUGGCAGGUAUUGAGAGAAUUCAUAGUAGCUGGAACAGGACGACCGUGGGGGCAGCUGAGGACUACAAGGGGAGGAGUGGUUGAAGGUAUAUGAGGGAACAGACAGAGCCUCGAGGUCUUGCAGGUCAUGUUAGAGGGUCUGGACUUUAUCCUUAGGGCAGGGGAAUACCCAUGGAUUUUUCGCAAGAGUUAAAAUAGAGGGAUGUUAGAAGAGUUAGAGUCCUGGGGUUGGACUGCCUGGGUUUGAAUCCUGGCCCUGCCACUUACCAGCUGUGUAAUCUUGGGCUUGUUAAUAAUUAUUAAUAACAGCAGUUAAUGUUUGUUGUGUGCUUACAAUGAGGUACUAUGUCCAUUCUAACUUCCCUACCCAACAUACAAUUCAUCCUUCCCCAAACAGUCCGUACAGAGGGAAGUAUCUCAUUUCACCCUCCCAACAGCCCCAAGAGAUAGUUGUUGUUGUUAUUAUUGUUAUCCUCACUUAACAGAUGGAUAGCUACAGACCAAGAAGGUUACAAAAUGUCCUGUUCAAAGUCAUUCAGGCAGUUAGGCUCAGGUUCUCAUCUGUGAAGUGAGGCUAAUAGGACUUACCCCAUAGGGUUGUUGCUAGAAUUAAAUGAGAUGAUGUUUGUUAAUUAAGCACAGUGCCUGGCAUAGAAAGCACUCAAUAAAGGACAAUUUUUGGCAUUGUCAGGUAACUGGAAUUUCAAGAGUAAUGUUGUUAUUGAAUAAAGAAUAGAUCAUUGUGGGUUGGCAUGGAGACAGGGAACCCAAUAGGAAGCUGCUGUAGGGCUCUAGGUUAGAAUUGGUGAUGGCUUGGACUUGAAUUCUAGUUAUGGGGGUGGAAAGGAGGGGGGAAGAUUCCAGAGAUGGCAGGAGUGUGUGGCUGAAUAGUUGUGGGGGGAACAGACUGAGGGACCCAGGAUGAUUUCCAGUUUCUGGAUUGAAUAACUGGGUAAAUAGAUGGUGAGGCUGUCAUGGAGAGGCUAAGACUAGGGAGAGUCAGGUUUGAGGAGGAAAGUGGUGAAUUUAGUCUGGGGACUUCAAACCCAGCACAUCCCUAACAGCCCACUCCAAACUGUCACUCAGCUUCUGGGGAGGUAUUAAGCAGGCUGUAAAAUAAAUAGGCCUGGUGCUCAGAAGAACAGUUUGGACAAGGAAGAGAUAAGGAAGCUGGCAACAUUUAGAUGGCAUUGAGCUGUGGGAGACGUACCCAGCCCACAAGCGGGGAGGAUGAGGCCCAUUCGGGGAUGGGGAGAAAUACCCUCUGUGGGAAAAUAAGAUGUGCAGCCAGAGACAGAGGUGGAAAGCCAGGGGCAUGUUGCCUCUUGAAAUUUAAGAGAAGGAAAGGCUCAAAGAAGAGGAAGAGAACUACACAGUGAAAAGCUUUGCUGGGAUCAAGCAGGAUAAGGACUAAACAUUGGACACUGGAUUCAGCAACGGGAAGGUCACUGGUGACCAUGUCCAGACCAGUCAGGGAAGUGCUGGGUACGGAAGGCGGACCAGGAUAGGAAGAAGAGUGGGUGGGUGUGGAGAGGAAAUGGAGGUAGACAUCUCUUCAAGGAACUUGGCCAAGUAGCAUGAGGGUUGGGGUAGCUAGAAAGAGACUGGGGGUUCACAGAGGAGUCGUUUCUUUUUGUAGUUACUUAUUUAAAGUUAAUUUUACAUUGAAAUACAAUAUUCACACAGAAGGGGUACAUGUCCUAAGUGUAAGCUGAAUACAUUUUCACAAUGGAACACACCCAUGUAGGAUCAGGAAAUAAAACCCAGAUUAGGAAAUAAAGCGUUAUCGGUACUCUGGAAGCCCCCUUGUGCCCCCUUCCAGUCACUACUCCUCAAGGGUAGUGUCACUCCUAUUCUGACUUCUAUCACUGUAGAUUUGUUUUACCUGUUUUUGAACUUCGUAUCAAGGGAAUCAUAUGUAUAUCUUCUCAUGUGGUCUUGCUUCUUUCACUCAACAUUAUGUCUAUAGGAUUCAUCCAUAACAGUUGCAUGUAAUUGUAUAUUGCUCAUUCUUUUCAUUGUAUAGCAGUCCAUUAUCUACUGAUGGGCAUUUUGAUAGUUUCCAGGAUUGUUUUUAUUUUUUAAAAUGUUUAUUUAUUUUAUUUUUAUUUUGGGGGGAAGUAAUUAGGUUUACUUAUUUAUUAGUUUAUUUAUUUAAAUGGAGGUACUGGGGAUUGAACCCAGGAACUCAUGCAUGCUAAGCACACACUCUACCAGUUUUCAUUUUUUAUGUGGGAGUGACUUGCACUUGUCUGAGGCUUAUGGUGAAAGUCGGAAGCACUCAUCUUCCAUGAGAAGGGAGAGAGAUAGCUAGGGCUACACAUGAGGAUUUCCCGUGUGAAAAAGGAGAGCCUGGUUGAGGUUGAGAUUUGCUCUUUUCCAGCUGAGCUGCUGUGCCAAGACCUCUGGCAGCUCCCACCAGCCUGUGUGCAGGUACAGAGAAGGCAGGGGAUUGGGUUGCCCAAGGUUGAUUUCCUCCAGGUAAGAGAGAAGCCCAGGGUGCUGGGGAUAGUAGCAGCAGGUGAGCAACCCUGGAGUGGUGGCUGUGGAUCCAGGCUAGGGAGAAGGGUGUGCAGGGAACGCAGGGAAGAGAAGGUAGGAGGGAACUGGCAGAGAGAAAGGAAGCAGAGGCGGAUUGUGAGCUCUGUGCAGGGCGAUAUGUGUGCAAUUCCAGCUGUAUCUCCAAUGACUGGCACAGAGUUGUCACUUAGUGACUAGUUGAAUAAAUGAGCUGAGGGCUCAAGAGGUCUCAGGUAGAAGGCAGGUGAAAUGAGGGUGAUGGAGAGAGCCUGAAGGCUGUGUUCAGUGUGAUUGUGAUUUAGGAAAGGGGCAUUCCAGAGCCAGGUGAUAAGAAUGGGGUGUUCCUGCAGAGAGUGGCUGCAGGAAGCAGAGAGGCCAAUGUUGGGUGGGCAAUUCACGGGAAUGCCCAGUUGCCUGUGUAGGGUGCACAGCACACAGUCUUCAAGAAGAAAGGGGAAGACAGCAUUUCUUAAACGAGGAUCCUUGGACAUCUUGCAUCUGAAUCUGUAGUGGGGUGUUGGGCUUGUUGGAAAUGCAGACCUCUGGGCCCACCCCAGCCUCUUGGGGAGAAGGUAAGCCCAGUGCAGCAGAAUUGAGCAUCAAGGAGCAGGACCGUUUAUGGGAUGGGGGAGCACUCAGUCCCUUUGAGGGGAUGGGAUGCCCAGUAGAUCCUGGGCAUGGUGGCGUCUAUCCAAGCUAGAGCUGGAUAGGGAUAUUCAAUGAAGAGAGUUGCAAAGACUCAGCACUAAGGGGAUUCAGCCCAUGUGGGCUGGGGGCCAGAAGGAUGGAGCCUCUGCCCUAGGAUGCAGCUUCUGCUAGAGAGAAGAUGCUGGCUGGGUAAUGGGACCUGAUCCUCUUCCCUGUGGCCUGGGGGUGGGAAGAGUGCCCAGACUGAGCACCCCCUCUGUGGGUGGAGGGAUGGGGGUGGUGCGUGGAACUGUGGGGCUUUCUGGACCCAAUUCCUUCUCUUCCUUCUGAGGGCAGCAACACAUCAUAUGGAGUUGAUCCAGUCCUCUGCUUUUAGCCCCUCUUUUUCUCAGUGUCCUAGAGCUCUCAUGCUCAGUGCCUGACUCUGUCGUCCUUUGGCACAGUCCCUCCCACUCAGCAUCCCCAGCCCAUCCUUCCACUUUCUCAGCCCCCACUUUCUAGCCUUCACACGCUCAGAACCCCCAUUCUCAGCCCUCUGUGUUCAGCCAUCUCUCAGCAUCCCCCAACAGCCGCUCUAUGAGCACCCUCAUGCUACCUGCACCUAGUUCAGCCCCCAGUCAGUGUCCUCACUCUAUUUAUCCCUCCAUAUUCACCGCCGUUUUCAACUCCCUUUACCCACGCUCCUGACCCAGCCGAGAAGAUCCCUGUCAGUACCCCGCCCGAAGGGAACCCCCAGGCACCCCUCCCAGAAGCCGGGCGGGCAGAGGCCCCGGUGCCCCCCUGGUCGGGCCGGUCCCGCCCCAUCCCGGCGGGCUGAGUCAGGCGGCAGGAACUGGGCGGGGGGCGGCGCCGGGAGGAGCUGAAGACCGAGCCAGAGUCGCUGGGAGCGAGCGCGGAGCCCAGCACUGAGUGGCCCUGGGUCGGCGGGGACACGGGGGACAAGCGCGGGGGUUGGGGGUCUGUUCUGGACCUAUCAUGAGCGCCAAGAAGAGAGGGAGCCCCGCGCGGACUCAUUCCAUGAUGUCCCUGUCUGUGCGGCCGCAGCGCCGCCUGCUCAGCGCCCGGGUCAGUAGGAGCCAGUCCUUCGCAGGCGUCCUCGGCAGCCAGGAGCGGGGGCCCAGGAGCUUCCCAGCCUUCAGUCCCCCGGGGCCCCCACGGAAGCCCCCAGCGCUCUCCCGAGUGUCGAAGAUGUUUUCCGUAACGCACCCAGCCCCCAAGGUCCCGCAGCCUGAGCGGCUGGACCUGGUGUACGCUGCGCUCAAGCGGGGCCUAACGGCCUAUUUGGAAGUGCACCAGCAGGAGCAGGAGAAACUCCAGGGACAGAUAAGGGAGUCCAAAAGGAAUUCCCGCCUGGGCUUCCUGUAUGACUUGGAUAAGCAAGUCAAGUCCAUUGAACGCUUCCUGCGACGGCUGGAGUUCCACGCCAGCAAGAUCGACGAGCUGUAUGAGGCAUACUGUGUCCAGCGGCGUCUCCGGGAUGGGGCCUACAACAUGGUCCGUGCCUACAGCACCGGGUCCCCAGGGAGCCGUGAGGCCCGGGACAGCCUGGCCGAGGCCACUCGGGGCCAUCGCGAGUACACAGAGAGCAUGUGUCUGCUGGAGAGUGAGCUGGAAGGACAGCUGGGCGAGUUCCAUCUCCGGAUGAAAGGGCUGGCCGGCUUCGCCAGGCUGUGUGUGGGCGAUCAGUAUGAGAUCUACAUGAAAUACGGGCGUCAGCGCUGGAAACUACGAGGCCGCAUUGAGGGUAGCGGAAAGCAGGUGUGGGACAGUGAGGAAACCGUCUUUCUUCCUCUGCUCACGGAAUUCCUGUCCAUCAAGGUGACAGAACUGAAGGGCCUGGCCAACCAUGUGGUUGUGGGCAGUGUCUCCUGCGAGACCAAGGACCUGUUCGCCGCCCUGCCCCAGGUUGUAGCUGUGGACAUCAAUGAUCUCGGCACCAUCAAGCUCAGCCUGGAAGUUACAUGGAGUCCCUUCGACAAGGAUGACCAGCCUUCAGCUGCUUCUACUGUCAACAAGGCCUCCACAGUCACCAAGCGCUUCUCCACCUACAGCCAGAGCCCCCCAGACACACCCUCACUUCGGGAACAAGCCUUUUAUAAUAUGCUAAGGCGGCAGGAGGAGCUGGAGAAUGGGACAGCAUGGUCCCUGUCAUCUGAAUCUUCUGAUGACUCAUCCAGCCCACAGCUCUCAGGCACUGCCCGCCACUCCUCAGCCCCCAGGCCCCUGGUGCAGCAGCCUGAGCCUCUCCCCAUCCAAGUUGCCUUCCGUAGGCCUGAGACCUCUACUUCUGGUUCCACAGAUGAGGAGGGGGCCACGGCCCCAGCCCUGGCCAAUGGGCAUGCCCCCUAUACCCGGACUCUGAGCCACAUCAGUGAGGCCAGUGUGGAUGCUGCCCUGGCUGAGGCUUCAGUGGAGGCUGUGGGUCCAGAAAGCCUAGUCCAGAGACCUAGCCUGCCUGUACACCCAGAUCCCACCCAUAGGGAGCACCCUAGUCCUGUCCCUCCUGCUCUGGACCCCAGCCAUUCUGCCACAAGCCCCAUUCUCAGUACAACAGGCCCUGGCUACACAUCUGCACAACUAGAGUCGGUUCACACGGUGGUAAAUUCUAGCUCUUCUGAACUGCCAGGCCCCACCCACACCACUAUAAGCUUUACGUCAACUGCCAUAAGCCCUACCCACAGUGUUCCAAGCCUCACUCACACUACCACAGGUUCUACCCACAAGCCUGUGAUCUCUACCCUUGCUCCUACAGGCCCCACCCCAAGUACCACAGGGCCAGUGCAGAUCACCACAAGUUCCACCCACAAGCCAAUGCUUUCUAUCCUCACUCCUGCUGCUCCUGCCCCCAGUACUACAGGCCCAGUCCAGACCACCACAAGCCCCAGACACGCUGUCACAAACCUGAUAAACAUUGUCACUAGCCCCACCAAUAAGCCAAUGGUCUCUACGCUUACUACUACAGACCCUACCCUGAGUGCCACAGGCGCAGCCCAGACUAUCACAAACCCCACCCACACUGCCACUAGCCCUACCCACACUACCACUAGCCCCACCCACACUACUGCAAGCCCUACCCAUGCUACCACAAGCCCUACCCAUACCACCACAAGCCCCACCCACACCACAAGCCCCACCCACACCACUGCAACCUCUACUCACAAAGCCAGGAUGUCAACUCACACCACUACAAGUCCUACACCCAAUGCUAAGGAUCCAGUUCAGACCACCAGGAGUCCUACUCAUCCUGUCACAAGCCCCACUCUUAAAACUGUAAGCCCUUUCACUUCUCUAGACCUUGCCAAACUCCCCAGCCCCUCUGCAAACACAGACUCUGCCCUCCCAGGCACUGACCCCCUGUCCUGUAGCUACCCAGUCUCCACUCCCUGCACUCAGGCAGACCCCAUAGCCCCCAGCACCCCCUACCCAAGUCCUGCCUGUUCCAGUUUGGAACCCCUCACAAGCCCUUCUCCAACCCCCCCAGAAGCCAUCCGUCAGAGCCCAAGUCCUCCUCCCUCACCCCUAGCCUCUGUGCCCCAGCAUUCAGACCCUAGCCUGGCCAGGGCUGCCCAGGCCCCAGUUCCAGGGACAGCCCGAGGGGCUGGUGACAGGAGGUUGGAAGAGGCACUGGGGGCCCUAAUGGCUGCCCUGGAUGACUACCGUGGUCAGUUUCCCGAGCUGCAGGGCCUGGAGCAGGAGGUGAUCCGGCUGGAGAGUCUACUCAUGCAGAGACAAGGCCUGACUCGCAGCCGGGCCUCCAGUCUUAGCAUCACUGUGGAGAAUGCCCUGGAGAGCUUCAGCUUCCUCAAUGAGAAUGAAGAUGAAGACAGUGAUAGUCAUGGGGACAGGCUCCCAAGCAGCCCAGAACCUGGGGCUGAGGACAUCGACUCACCUAGUGCCCAACCCCUCAGCACGGAGUGUCCAGCUCUGGAUGCUGCAUUGGUCCAGCACCUGUACCACUGUAGCCGCCUCCUCCUGAAACUGGGCACAUUUGGGCCCCUUCGCUGCCAGGAGGCUUGGGCCCUGGAGCGGCUGCUGCGGGAGGCCCGAGUGCUCGAGGCAGUAUGUGAGCUUAGCAGGCGAUGGGAAAUCCCUGCUACCUCUGCCCAGGAAGUGGUGCAGUUCUCUGUCUCUCGGCCCGGCUUCCUGACCUUCUGGGACCAGUGCACAGAGGGACUCAGCCCCUUCAUCUGCCCUGUGGAGCGGGUGCUCCUGACCUUCUGCAAUCAGUACAAUGCCCGUCUCUCCCUGCGCCAGUCAGGCUUAGCUGAGGCUGUGUGUGUCAAGUUCCUGGAGGAUGCCUUGGGGCAGAAGCUGCCCCGGAGGCCCCAGCCAGGCCCUGGAGAACAGCUCACCAUCUUCCAGUUCUGGAGUCACAUUGAAACCCUGGACAGCACCUCCAUGGAGGCCUAUGUGACUGAGACUGCCGAGGAGGUGUUCCUGGUGCGGAAUCUGAACUCAGAUGACCAGGCUGUUGUGCUAAAAGCCCUGAGGUUGGCACCUGAGGGGCGGCUUCGAAGGGAUGGUCUCCGGGCCCUCAGCUCCCUGCUUGUCCAUGGCAACAACAAGGUCAUGGCUGCUGUCAGCACUCAGCUCCGGAGCCUGUCAUUGGGCCCUGACUUCCGGAAAAGGGCCCUGCUGUGCUUCCUGGACCAACUUGAGGAUGAGGAUGUGCAGAUGAGAGUGGCUGGCUGCCUGGCCCUGGGCUGCAUCAAGGCUCCCGAAGGCAUUGAGCCCCUGGUGUACCUGUGCCAAACGGACACAGAGGCCGUGAGGGAAGCUGCUCAGCAGAGCCUGCAACAAUGUGGGGAGGAGGGACAGUCUGCCCAUCGACGGCUGGAGGAGUCACUGGAUGCCCUGCCCCGCAUCUUUGGGCCUGGCAGCAUGGCCAGCACGGCAUUCUAAACUUCCCUCCCACUAGCCCCCAGUGCCCCUUCCCCACACUUUCAGGGCUUACCAGGCACUGGCAGGGAGGGUGAGGGCUGGCUCCAGACACCCCUCCCUCACAGAUUCCUAUCAAUGAAAAUCUAAUAUAUUCUUCUGUUGACCUUGGGGUUGGUAGAGUCAGUGCCACAGUCAAGUGCCUCCCAGCCUCGGCUCAGCACACUUGCCAUUGAUCAGUGUCACGGGCCUGGCCAUCCUGCCUCUGCCCCAUGAUGUCCCUUGGUUUUGUAUUUUAUUUACAGAGUUUUACAGAAAAUAAAAAAGCAAAAUGCCUUUCCUA